Molecule: messenger RNA, 1872 nt
Organism: Mya arenaria
Lineage: Eukaryota; Metazoa; Mollusca; Bivalvia; Myida; Myidae
Product: papilin-like
Exons: 2
Coding region: 25-1620 (531 amino acids)
Molecular function (GO): serine-type endopeptidase inhibitor activity
Source: RefSeq, a predicted model, not a curated record
AUGGGUUUAGGAUUUACAUAAUUAAUGAAAGCAUGUACGCUCCCGCCCAAAUCUGGACCAUGUAAAGCCUACUUUCCGAGAUACUUCUACAACACUACAAGCUGCUCGUGCGAAAAGUUUAUCUAUGGCGGUUGUCAGCCGAACGAAAACAAUUUCGACACGUUAGAUGCUUGCGAAAAAGCGUGUAACAACUGGGCUUCAAAUGUCUGCUCGCUACCCAAGGUUGUUGGACUAUGUAAGGCAUAUUUCCCGAGGUGGUAUUUCGACAAGGAUACGUGCACGUGCCGUACGUUUGUUUAUGGAGGCUGUCAGGGAAACGACAACAGGUUCGACACCAAAGAAGAUUGUGAGUCACACUGUCGGUGUUAUGAGUGUCCGGGCCUGUGCGACCUGCCUAUCCUGGCAGGCGACCCACCCGUGAUCUGCUUAGCGUACUUUCCCAAGUAUGGCUUUAACUCUGCGACAUGUCAGUGCGAAAAGUUCAUAUACGGUGGAUGCGGGGGUAAUGGUAACAGAUUCGACACAAUAGAAGAGUGCGAGUCGAAAUGUCCGGGGUGUCCACCUCCUAUUCCGUCCUGCAAGGACAGUCCAGAUACUGGAAAGUGUGACGCCGUCAUCCCUCGCUUCUUUUACAACACCACGGCAUGCCAGUGUCAGACAUUCAACUGGGGCGGAUGCGGUGGGAACGGAAACAAUUACGAGACUAUGGACGAUUGUCUUAAACAGUGUAAGGAUUACGGCGACUGCGAUCAAGACAAGACCAACAACUGUUAUUUGCCAGCAGACACUGGACCAUGCGAGGCAUUGAUAAAGAGGUUCCACUAUGACCCACUGGAGUGCAAAUGCAAGUCAUUCACUUACGGUGGGUGCGAAGGAAACAGCAAUAAUUUCCUAUCGAAUCGAAAGUGUAAGCGUGCCUGUGGCAACUCGACAUGUCCUGUGUGUAAUUUGCCAUCAGCUGCCGGUCCUUGUAAAGGAUCCUUCCAGAGAUUUUUCUUCAAUAUCCAGACGUGUAUGUGCGAGCCAUUUAUAUAUGGUGGCUGUGGAGGGAACGAGAACAAGUAUGACACAAAAGAAGAAUGUCAGGCACUGUGCGGCUCUAUAAUGUGCCCGGUUUGCAACCUGCCACCCAAGCGUGGAGGCUGCAAGGCAAACCUACAGCGCUGGCACUUCGAUGCUGCCUCAUGUUCAUGCAAACCUUUUACUUACGGCGGAUGUGGUGGCAACAUGAACAGAUUCCUGAGUGAGGCAGACUGCAAGGGAGCCUGUGGCAGCUAUCCGUGCCCCGUAUGUGCCCUUAACCUGAAGGUGGGCCCGUGUAGGACCGCCAUUAACAGGUGGUACUAUGACGCCAAUGAAUACAAGUGUAAAGAGUUCUCGUGGGGCGGCUGUCAGCCCAACGGCAACAACUUCCUGUCCAAGAAAACGUGCAAUAAGAUAUGUAAGGCCUUCGUAUGUACACUGCCAAAGAAGGUAGGAUCUUGCGCGGCGGGUUUCAAGCGCUACUACUAUGAUAAGGCGAGCAAAAUGUGCAAAAAGUUCCUCUGGAGUGGAUGCGAGUCGAAUGGCAACAAUUUUGCUACAAAACGAAAAUGCAGACGGCGCUGUGUGAACAAAUAAGCCUUACUCUUUAAUCAUUGAAUGUGUUUUGUUUUCUUCAGUAAACAAGAAUGCACGGAUAAUGAUUUGCUAUGGUCUUUACCGUAAUAAAUAGCAAAUACCGAGUUGUUUAGUCAGACACAUGGUCAUUCCAUUUCUUAAUUCAGUGCGUUGCCUUUUUAAGGGCAUACACAAGAAAGCUUGACCAUUGAAAACAAAUUGGAUACUAGUUUUACUCUUGACGCAUACAGACCGUUGCCAUUUACGGAGACU